GCCUUCGCGGCGAGAAAAUCAGCCUGAAGUUCCUGCGAUCAGCUGAUCUCCACUGACAACAAGGGGAGACGGAGGCGAGGAGCAAGGGACUCGCACAGGCACCCCGCCUGGCGGGGCUGACACAGCCAUCCCGGGCCCCCUACCUCUACGUGGUGGGAAAGAAGGAGCGGAGCAGACUCCCCCCCCCCCGGUUGCUGAAAGGAGGAGGAAGAGGCGGCUGGAACUUGACCCCCCUUAGUCACCAAGUACUGGCUGGAGGAAGAGGAGGAGUAAGUUCUAGGGGUUCCAGGGAAACAUUUGAACCUGUCUAUUGAAAUACUCCAGUCUUAUUUCUCUACACUGCUGAAAUUACAGCUUCAAAUUAAGUGGAAAACUCCAUAGGUCAGCAGUUGAAACAACGAACCUGUAUACUGUUGUUUUAGAGACAGAAAGUUUCAUCUGGACUUUAAGCUUUUUUUGGGGGGGAGGGGUAAGUGCGGAGAGAGGGAAUCAUUGUUCAGGCUGGUACAAAUCUUUUCAGCAUUUGCUACAUUGUUUAUAAAGUUAAGAAUCCUCUGUAUUUUUUUUCAGUUUUUUGUCCUUGUGGACACAAAUUUUACAACUGGAAGCUCUUGAAAAUCUGUGUACAUUUCCAUUAAAAAAAAAUUCAGAUACAUACGACUUAAAAAAAAAAAAAAAGCUGAAAAUGAGUGCUCAUGCUCCAUUGGUGGAGAAGGGACUGAACACAGCACUCAUGUGUCAGGAAAGCUAUGUUUGUAGUGGGACUGAUGAAGCAGUCUUUGAAUGCGAUGAGUGUGGAAGCCUGCAAUGCCAGCGCUGUGAAGAGGAGUUGCACAGACAGGAAAGGCUGCGAAACCAUGAACGGACCCGAAUAAGACCUGGCCAUGUCCCUUACUGCGACAACUGCAAGGGUGCCAAUGGGAAUAUAAUGCACAGUAAUACCACAGGAUCCAGGCAGAGGGCAGCAAUGAGGUGCCAGAUGUGCAAAACAAACCUGUGCAUGGAGUGUCAGAAGAGGACACACACUGGGGGAAACAAAAGGAAACACACAAUUACCAUGUACCAUGGUAGCAAACCCCAAGAGGAAGAGGAAGAAGGGAUGGAUGAAGAGACCAAGAGGAAGAAGAUGACAGAGAAGGUUGCAAGUUUCCUUCUGGUGGAUGAAACAGAAGAGAUACAGGUGAUGAAUGAAGAUGACUUUAUUAAGAAACUGGACUGCAAACCUGACCAACACCUGAAGGUGGUGUCCAUCUUUGGGAACACUGGGGAUGGCAAGUCGCACACCCUUAAUCAUACUUUCUUCUAUGGCCGUGAGGUCUUUAAGACAUCUCCAGCCCAAGAAUCCUGCACAGUCGGUGUAUGGGCCGCCUAUGACCCUGUCCACAAAGUGGUGGUAAUUGACACAGAAGGUCUGCUAGGGGCCACAGUGAAUGUGAGCCAGAGAACACGGCUGCUUCUGAAGGUGCUGGCCAUCUCUGACCUUGUCAUUUAUCGUACUCGUGCUGACAGACUCCACAAUGAUCUCUUCAAAUUCCUUGGGGAUGCUUCAGAGGCCUACCUGAAACAUUUCACUAAGGAGCUGAAGGCAACCACGGCCCGCUGUGGCUUGGAUGUUCCCUUGUCCACUCUGGGUCCUGCAGUCAUUAUCUUCCAUGAGACUGUAUACACCAAGCUACUGGGCUCCGAUCACCCCUCUGAGGCGCCUGAAAAACUCAUCCAGGAUCGUUUUCGGAAACUGAGCCGCUUCCCCGAAGCCUUCAGCUCAAUCCACUACAAGGGAACAAGGACUUAUAACCCCCCCACGGACUUCUCGGGACUUAGGAGAGCUGUGGAGCACCAGCUGGAGAACAAUACCACUCGUUCCCCUCGACAGCCUGGGGUUAUCUUCAAAGCACUGAAAGCAUUGAGCGACCGGUUCAGUGGUGAGAUCCCUGAUGACCAAAUGGCUCACAGCUCCUUCUUUCCUGAUGAAUAUUUCACCUGCUCUUCUGUAUGCUUCAGCUGUGGGUGUGGCUGUAAGAACAGCAUGAACCAUGCAAAAGAAGGAGCUCCUCAUGAAGCCAAGAGCCGCUGCAGAUACUCCCACCAGUAUGAUAACAGAGUCUAUACCUGCAAGGCUUGUUAUGAACGUGGCAAGGAGGUCAGCGUGGUGCCAAAAACAUCUGCUUCCACUGAUUCCCCUUGGAUGGGCCUUGCCAAGUACGCCUGGUCAGGGUAUGUGAUUGAGUGCCCCAACUGUGGAGUGGUGUACCGCAGCCGACAGUACUGGUUCGGGAACCAAGAUCCUGUGGACACAGUGGUGAGGACAGAAAUCGAGCACGUCUGGCCUGGAACAGAUGGAUUCCUGAAAGACAACAAUAAUGCAGCUCAGCGCCUGUUGGAUGGAAUGAAUUUCAUGGCACAGUCUGUGUCUGAGCUCAGCCUGGGACCCACAAAAGCUGUGACGUCUUGGCUGACGGACCAGAUUGCCCCAGCCUACUGGAGACCCAACUCUCAAAUCCUGAAUUGCAACAAGUGUGGCACAUCCUUUAAAGAGAAUGAUACUAAACAUCACUGCCGGGCCUGCGGGGAGGGUUUCUGUGAUGGCUGCUCUUCCAAGACCCGCCCCGUCCCAGAGCGGGGCUGGGGUCCGGCACCAGUGAGAGUGUGUGACGACUGCUAUGAUAGCAGGGGCAUCCAGUUAGAUGUGCCUGAGGCACAGACAGAGGAGGAAGGUGGGACGCUGAUUGCCAGGAAGGUCGGCGAGGCUGUGCAGAACACUCUUGGAGCUGUGGUGACUGCCAUAGAUAUACCACUAGGGCUCGUGAAAGAUGCUGCUAGACCUGCUUACUGGGUGCCGGAUCACGAAAUCCUGCAGUGCCACAACUGCCAGAAGGAGUUCAACAUCAAGCUCUCUAAACACCACUGUCGAGCCUGUGGCCAGGGAUUCUGUGAUGAAUGUUCAAAUGAGCGCCGAGCGGUCCCUUCCCGUGGAUGGGAUCAUCCAGUGCGAGUCUGUUUUAAUUGCAAUAAGAAACCCGGUGAUCUUUAACCCCAGCUUCCUGUCCAGAUCCUUCACAAUUCCUUAGGUUCUCAGGGUUAGAAAAUAUUUGGUCUCCCUUUCACCUUUUGCAGCCAGAGUGCAUGUUUCUGAUGUCUGGCCUGCUCUCAUGUUCUACUCAUCUUAGAAUGCUGGGACAUGAACUCGAGUGAGUAAACUGGACCUUCAUGUUUUAAUUGCAAGGUGAUUGGGGAAGUGGGAAGCUCGCCUGUAAAUGAGCAACCCAAAAUCCACUGCAUUUUAUUCCAGUUUAAAUAUAUCUACAUAAUCUAGUAUAUUAAGGAUGCAGCUGGCUAGUGAAGUUUUUAAUAUUUCUAGUUUCAAUAAGAGAUGCAGCUACUCCCUGCUGUACUGGGUCAAAUUCAUAGCCACUGCAGUGCCUUCUAAUUCUUCUCUUGAAGCAUUUUGCUCAUCACAAGGUCCUAUUGUAAAGGUUUGGACUCUUUGCUGCCAGGAGGGUCCAAGGCUCCUCCCAAGAGCCUUGAUUCAUGAAUUGCAUCUGAUAAUGGAAAGAGUCUUGCCUCUGUACGCUCCACCUCCUGGCACUGAAGUGUUUGUGCAAUCCAUUUUAAUUGCGGUCACAAAUGCUAGUCUGGCAGGUCAUGCGACUGCAGUGCAGGCAAGUAGAGGAGAACCUAGUACAUGGCAGAGACCAAGCUAAAGUUGUUGAAAGGAAAGCAAAUGAUGUGAAAAAUGCUAGGUCAUCUGUGGUAACAGCUAUUUCCACCUCAACACAAGAUCACAAAGUAGGAGGACCUCACACUUUUUGACCACAUUACAAUGUGCUUGGAUUUCUUUCCAGAGGACUAUAAUGCUUUAUGAGCUGUUAUUUAUGAGACCAAACUAAGAGGCUUGUGACCAGAAUGAAGCAGGUGCCAGCUUUCUGGAAGAUCACAUGAUCUGCAGUCUAGUGUUUGCUAGGCUUACUAAAGUUUUAUAGGGUCCCCAAAUCCAUAGUGCCAUGGAUUAUCUUGCAGAUGACUGCAUAGAAAUGGCACAGAAUUGACUGUGAUCUUUCUUAAAAAACAAAACAAAACAAUCACAACUAACCAACCAAGUCUACAGAUCAAGCUGGAAAACAGGAAUCUCUUCCCAGUUCUUAGUAAGGGGCACUUCCUGGACUUUACCCUUCCAUAAAGGUCUUCAUUGAACCACUAAAAUUAUCAGCAAUGAGCAAACCACUGAGCUCAACUGAUAUGCUCCUUUUCUGUGGAUUUUGGACAAGAAAUAAGAGAACAUCAUGAACUGAAUUUUUCGCUUCUGUAGACGAGGGAUGCUCCCAUGGAGACUUGUCUCCAGGUGUAGUGGCUGGAGUUUGACAUGAUACCCUGAAACUGAUUAGUCCUACCUGUUAAACGUGCCCUUGUGUAGCUCAAUGAUUGGCUUCCUAUUUUAGGACUAUAUUAUUAAAUUAACUGCUAUAAAAGACUAGACCUUCUGAACAGG
Pelodiscus sinensis (Chinese soft-shelled turtle) is the source of this 4486-nucleotide messenger RNA. Lineage: Eukaryota; Metazoa; Chordata; Testudines; Trionychidae. The record is from RefSeq and is a predicted model, not a curated record.